Molecule: messenger RNA, 4282 nt
Organism: Notolabrus celidotus (New Zealand spotty)
Lineage: Eukaryota; Metazoa; Chordata; Actinopteri; Labriformes; Labridae
Gene: sgsm1a
Product: small G protein signaling modulator 1a
Exons: 25
Coding region: 761-3997 (1078 amino acids)
Biological process (GO): activation of GTPase activity
Molecular function (GO): GTPase activator activity
Source: RefSeq, a predicted model, not a curated record
UCGCAGUGCACGAGCAGCCCUCAGCUGAUGGGAGGGUCGCUGCCUGCAGACAGGAGACAGGCUCCAUGGCAACAAUCAUGGCAGAGGCAGAGACCCGUCAGAGGCUGCUGCGCACCGUCAAGAAGGAGGUGAAGCAGAUCAUGGAGGAAGCUGUCACGAGGAAGUUUGUUCAUGAAGACAGCAGCCAUAUUGUGUCCUUUUGUGCUGCGGUGGAGGCAUGUGUUUUGCACGGCUUAAAGCGUCGAGCAGCCGGCUUUCUGCGUAGCAACAAGAUAGCAGCUCUCUUUAUGAAGGUGGGGAAGAGCUUCGCCCCGGCUGAGGAGCUGUGUAGAAAGGCCCAGGAGCUGGAGCAGAUCAUCGAGACAAAAAGAAGUCAAAGUUUGCAAAGUCAAGAUGGUCUUCGCAAAAUGCCUCGACUGCCCAGCCUCACACCUCAGGGAGUCAGAAACCUGUGGAUCCGGACGGCUCUAUUUGAGAAGGUGCUGGACAAGAUUGUCCUCUACCUGGUGGAGAAUAGCAGUAAAUACUAUGAGAAGGAGGCUGUUCUAAUGGACCCUGUGGAUGGACAUAUUCUUGCCUCUUUGUUAGUGGGACCCUGUGCCUUGAGUACACAAAGAUGAAGACAGCAGACCACUUUUUGGACAGACCCAUCUGCUGACGAGUUGGUACAAAGACACCGCAUCCAUGGUGGCCACUGCAGACAGGAUUCUCCCCUAAAAGGCCUGCACUGUGUAUCCAGAAGCGGCACUCCAGCAGCAGCAUGGAUGAGCGACCUUCCCCUUCGCCAUCAGCUCGUGAAUAUGUGGAAUCACUGCAUCAAAACAACAGAGUGACCCUACUGUUUGGCAAAAACAAUGUGCUUGUACAACCGAGGGAUGACAUGGAAGCCAUCCCAGGCUACCUCUCUCUGCACCAGAACGCUGACAUCAUGACCCUGAAGUGGACGCCCAAUCAGCUAAUGAAUGGCUCUGUUGGGGACUUGGACUACGAACGCAGUGUUUACUGGGACUAUGCCAUGACAAUCCCUCUAGAGGAGAUAGUUUACUUGCACUGUCAUCAACAAGUUGACAGUGGAGGAACAGUGGUGUUGGUCAGUCAGGAUGGGAUCCAAAGGCCUCCACUUCGCUUCCCCAAAGGAGGCCACCUGCUCCAGUUCCUCUCAUGCCUGGAGAACGGCCUGCUCCCUCAUGGCCAGCUGGAUCCUCCUCUCUGGUCCCAGAGGGGAAAGGGAAAGGUGUUUCCUAAGCUGCGAAAGAGGGUUCCUCAGGGAUCCGGAUCUUCAGACUCAGUCUCUGACAAGGAGGAGGACGAGGCCACAGACUACGUCUUCCGCAUCCUCUUUCCAAAUAGCCAGUCAGAGUUUGUGACUCCUCCAGACUUGAUGGAUCAGGGUGCCACAAUGUGGCAUCCCACUCUCAGGAAGGCUUCGUGUUCCUCUUGUUCUCAGGGGAGCUUCUCGGAUGGUAUGACACCCAAGGGGUGCAACCAUGAGAGGACUCCUCUGAAAUUGCUGUGCGACAACAUGAAGUAUCAGAUCAUCUCUCGGGCGUUUUAUGGCUGGUUGGCAUACUGUCGUCACCUGUCCACUGUGCGUACACACCUUUCUGCUCUUGUCAAUCACACCAUCGUGGCCCCCGAUGUUCCAUGUGAUGCCUACAAAGGGCUCACCACAGAUGUGUGGCAGACGUUUCUCCAGGACUGCACAGCCUAUGAGGAGAAGGAACUGCUUCGCCUGGUCUACUUUGGUGGUGUUGAGGCUUCCCUGCGUAAAGAGGUGUGGCCUUUCCUGCUGGGUCAUUAUCAGUUUGGGAUGUCAGAAGAAGAGAGGAAGGAGGUGGAUGAGAAGGUCCGUUUGUGCUACCAGCAGACCAUGUGUGAGUGGCUCAGCUGUGAGGAGAUAGUCAAGCAGCGGGAGAAGGAGCAGCACGCUGCAGCUUUAGCGAAGUGCUCCUCUGGAGCAAGCAUAGACAGCUCCAGCCAGAAGAUGGUCCACCAUGACUCAACUGUCAGCAACGAGUCCUCCCAGAGUUCAGACAGGCAGAGUCUGGCUCGCCUGCAGAGUGACUCCAGCAGCAGUACACAGUUCUUCACAUCCUCCCAUCCCUUCCCCUGGAGUAGCCUUCUUCCCUUUGGCUUGUUCUUUCAGGUGUUUGAGUCUGUGGAGGAGGUGGACCAGAUUGAGAUGGAGCCCAAGAAUGAGGAGACCAAACAGGCGCCAAAGAUGCCAAAUGGGGCUCUGCAGAAUGGGACGAGCUCUCCUGACUCUGGACAUCCCUCCUCCCGCAACUUCUCUGUCACCUCAGGCCUGUCGGAAGGCUCACUUAGUACAGAGGACAGCGCUGCACAUGAUCUGACUCAGAGAUCUACAACUAUCAAACCUGGAGGGGUAGAGAGUGAAGGUCUGACUGAGGAAGUGGACAGCCAGAUGAAAGGUAAAGGGAAGGACCUAAAGGAGGAGGAGAAAAGGCAGGAAACUGCAGGAAACACUGACAGUGAGAGAACAGGGGAUAUCAUGAUCCAACCCUUGGAAGAGGGGCUUGUGAAGGACGAGACAGAAAAAAGCAUGCAACCCAAAUCACAACAAGCUUCUCAGGAGCCUGGAGUUAUUAAUAAAGAAGAAGAUAAAGACCUAGAUGCAUUAGCAGGCUUCAAAGGAGCUGAAUGUGUAGAGUCACAGGAAACAAAAAAAGAGGUGUCUAAUGAGGAUGCUGCUGAGACUCUGAUGGUCUCAGCAGCUGCAACAGAAAUAGUUGGAGAACUCAAUGAGCAAAGAGAAGGUGUGGAAAAGAGUAAUGAGGAAACAUCAAAGAAAAUUGCAGAAACAAAUGAAGAAAAGACCAAGGAAAUGGACCAAUUAAAUUCAAGUCAAACACAGGAGAUUUCUUUGAAUGAGUGCAAAGAAAAUGUAACAGAACCAGUAGCUUCUGAAGUUGAAAAGAGCCUCAAUUUCCUAGCAGACACUGGGGUAUCACAAGCAAGGGAACCUUACAUUAUUCCUCAAAAAGAGGAGGCUCAGGUCAUGACUGAAUCCGAUGAGUCUCCCUCUGCCAUAGAGAUGGAGGAGAUCCCCACAGCCAAAGUUUCCAUGGUGCCUUGGAGCAGGAAAGGGCGCUGUGAAGUGCCGUCUUUUUCUGAGGACUCCACCCCUAAUGUGGAGCUCAGGGAGGAGGGGGAGCAGGAGAAGCCCAGUCCAGAAGGCACAGAGUCCAUCCUGUCCGAGGAGCCGGAGAUGGAAAGCCUUUACCCUCAGUUUGAUUCUGUGGCAGGGUCUGAAAAACCGAAGAAUGAAGCAACCCAUCCUGGGUCUUCUGAGGGAGCCUUCUCUCAAGAGCUUUUGGACCUGUAUACAUUAAAUCUGCACCGCAUUGAUAAGGAUGUCCAGCGCUGUGACAGAAACUACUGGUACUUCACUCCUGCCAACUUGGAGAAACUGCGUAACAUCAUGUGCAGCUAUAUCUGGAGGCACCUUGACAUCGGCUACGUGCAGGGCAUGUGUGAUCUGCUCGCUCCUCUUCUAGUCAUUCUGGACGAUGAGGCCCUAGCCUUCAGCUGCUUUACUGAGCUCAUGAAGAGGAUGAAUCAGAACUUUCCACAUGGAGGAGCUAUGGACACUCACUUUGCCAACAUGCGUUCUCUAAUCCAGAUCCUGGAUUCUGAGCUGUUUGAAUUAAUGCACCAGAAUGGAGACUACACCCACUUCUACUUCUGCUACCGCUGGUUUCUUCUUGACUUCAAGCGAGAGUUGGUAUAUGAAGACGUGUUUUCAGUCUGGGAAACCAUCUGGGCAGCUAAGAACAUCUCCUCCAGUCACUUUGUCCUCUUCAUCGCUUUGGCAUUGGUGGAGAUCUACAGGGACAUCAUACUGGAGAACAACAUGGACUUCACUGAUAUCAUUAAGUUCUUCAAUGAAAUGGCUGAACACCACAACAUGAAGCAGAUUCUGACCCAGGCCAGAGAUCUUGUCUGUAAAGUGCAGAUACUUAUAGAGAACAAGUGAUCACUCUGUUUGUCUUCUUUUCCUUCCAAGUGAUGUGCAAACGGCUGUAGCAGCAUCAGAGUUAAAUACUUAUGAGCACACACAAACACACAGACGUUACACAAGGCCUUUACAAUCACAGUUUGCUGCUAUGAGCCUUAUUAACUGUACCCACAAUGUUGUUUGUGUUGUCAACAGCUGUAAAAGAAUAUUUUCCUUCGUAUUUGUCAGUAUGUUUGAGUGAAAAACAAAUCUAUCAGAAAAAAUAAUGCUGGUUUAAUUUUUAAAUAUUUUUGUCAGAGAUCC